AUGGCAUUACCAUGCGAUGAAUCGGUUUCUGUGAUAAAAGUGAGCGCAAAGUCACGACUCGUGUUACUAUCGCUACAACUGGUGGCCAACGGUCUGAUCCCGGAUCACGAGAGCGCCGAUGCCUUCGUCCACCGAUUGGAGGACAAACUGCCGACUACUGGAACCGAUCGUCUCAUUUAUCACGUGUUUAGUGGACUCAAUCGCUGGGAUUCCCAAUACUAUACGACCAUCGCCUACAAUGGCUACGAUCGCGAAGAGUUUCUCGCAUUCUUCCCGCUGUUCCCACUUUUGGUCAGACAAUUGGCAACCAUUUUGUGGUCAAUACAACACUUGUCGACCGAUCGGACGUUUGUCUCGUAUUAUAGUUUGAUUUUAUUGAGUAGUUUUGCGCUCAACUUUGGCCUCUUUAUACUGACGGCACUUGUGUUGUAUAAACUGACGGCCAAACUGUUUGCCGACCGCUCGAUGGCCGCCAAUGUUGUCCAUUGGUUCUCAUAUAACCCGUCGUCCGUAUUCUUCUCGUCCUCUUAUUCGGAGUCAUUGUUCGCAUUCCUCACGUUUUCCGGCAUUUAUUUAACACAUCUGUCGGACAAAUCACAUCACCUGAUGAUGGCUUCCGCUCUCUUUGGUCUGAGUUCGGCCACUCGUUCUAAUGGCAUUAUAUCGAUUGGAUUUGUUUUAUACAAACAAUUAAAUCGUAUACUAAAUGAAUGUUUCGCUGAAAACGGACGGUUCGUACUGAAGAAGAAUUGGUGCCAAAGAUUAGCCAUCAAUCUAUUGCUGAGCAUCUCUUUAGUGAUUAUAUGUUUGUUGCCAUUCAUAAGCUAUCAGUUGUAUGCAUACCAACUGUAUUGUCGUGACUCCGAUCACCCGAAGGUGUGGUGCGGACACAGUAUUCCUCUUUCAUACUCUUACGUUCAAAGCCAGUACUGGAACGUAGGCUUUCUUCAGUACUAUCACUUGAGACAGAUUCCCAACUUUUUGCUCGCGUUUCCCAUUAUUGUGUUGAAUCUGAAGACAUGCGUCACCUAUUUGUUACUCAAUAGUCACCGAAUCGUAUCGAUUGUCUGCCGACGACCGCAACAGCGGCACAAGAAAUGCGAUUCAGUAUUGAAAAACGAUAUGUGUUUUGUGCAUAUCAUUCACACACUAUGUUUGACAAUGUUUUGCGUACUCUUCGUCCACAUUCAAGUGACCACAAGAAUGUUGAUGUCGUGCACACCACUAGUCUAUUGGGCCGUCGAGUCCGUCGAAGUCAAGCGCCGUAAACGAGUCAACGAUUUGAUACAUCUUUGGUUUUACGGAUAUUUUAUUAUCGGAACAAUACUUCACUCAAACUUUUUGCCAUUCACUUAAAGUCACUGCCA
Messenger RNA from Medioppia subpectinata, 1367 nucleotides. The record is from the annotation of a GenBank genome assembly. NCBI's taxonomy places the organism in Eukaryota, Metazoa, Arthropoda, Arachnida, Sarcoptiformes, Oppiidae.